Molecule: messenger RNA, 609 nt
Organism: Triticum turgidum subsp. durum (durum wheat)
Lineage: Eukaryota; Viridiplantae; Streptophyta; Magnoliopsida; Poales; Poaceae
Source: the annotation of a GenBank genome assembly
AUGGGAGGCGCUGCAGUCGGUCCUGGUCGCGUGGACGCCGGGGUGGAUGCAGUGCGCCGGCGACGGCUCCAUUGUCCUCGACUCAUCAGAUCCAACCUCUUGCCCGCGCCGGCUGCUGACGGAGUAGUCGCUGAAGGGAGGCCCGUUCUUGCCGACCACUGGCGUUGCGCCGUGCUACCCAGCCUCUGCAACUGCGCCGUGAUGGUACUUGAGAAGGUUGUCCUUCCACUCGAUGUUGCACCUCCAGCAAAGAGGGGAAUAUGCAUUGUGUUGCCAUCUCCUAAUGUUUGGUUCUCUCUGAAUUUCUGCAUCAUAAUACAUCGCCGCUGCAACCAAUUAAUUCAGCUUCUCGGACGAGUGUGCUUCGUAAUCCAGACAUGGAGAAGCUUUAGAAUGGUUACUUAUUCCCAGAGGAUUAGCAUGAGAUGUGAAGCACACCAGAAGAAGUACCCAGACGCCAAGGUCAUCAGUUUGGGCAUCGGUGACACGACCCAACCCAUACCAAGCAUCUUCACAUCUACCAUGACCGAGGUAUCUAGGAUUAUUGAUGGUGACAUGGAUGAUUCCUGUGGUCUGGAGAAGGUUGCUUCCAGUCACUUGCCUGGCUAA